GCGAACACAUUGCUUGAGCUAGCCUUUACUUGCGACUCGCCGUUUGCGACCGAAUCGUGUUAAGAACAGCGGGCCGGAUGACGUGAGAAUGGGGCAAGAACAGGGCAAAGUAGAGAGCGGCAGUCGAACUAGUUCCAUUACUCACCUAAAGAGCAAAUUCCGACGACGUGAUGGAUCACACCAGAAUUCGUUGGACCACUCCGUUCCUGAAGCUACCACACCUGAUGAACCUGACUCUCCUCUUGCAAACAGCAUGAGAUGGGAUUCACGUGACAAGCUAAAUUUUGAUGAUAAUGAAGAAUGUGAUAUCAAUGCUGAUCCCCAUAUGGUUGUUGCUGUACACACGUUUAUGGGUGGUGGACCAGAGCAGUUGACAGUUCACGCUGGUGAUGAACUUCGUGUUACUGACUACAGCGAGCAAAGAGACUGGUGUCAAGCAACAAACAGGAGAGGAGAAUGUGGCUGGGUUCCUAGCAAUUACAUAAAGCCGAUCAACAGCAUCGAGAAGCAUUCCUGGUUUCACGGUCCUAUCUCUCGCAACGAAGCUGAGUAUCUUCUCAGCAGUGGCAUUAAUGGCAGCUUUCUUGUACGAGAGAGUGAAAGCAAUCCAGGCCAGCACUCGGUCUCUCUCCGGUAUGAAGGCCGAGUCUUUCACUACAGAAUCCAAGUCAACCCGGAGGGAUUCAAGUAUAUCAGUCAAGACCAUUACUUCAAGACUCUUCCAGAGCUUAUCCAUCACCAUUCUCAGCAGCCAGAUGGUCUCAUCACGAUUUUGCGCUACCCGGCAACUAAACCCAAUGCCCCAGUGUUUGGCAUUCCGCAGAAGGGCGACAGAUGGGAAAUCAAAAAGAACGAUAUUCAGAUGCAUGACCGACUAGGAGGCGGCCAGUACGGUGAGGUGUACAAAGCGAGGUGGAAGAGCUGCAAUAAGAUUGUUGCAGUGAAGACCUUUCGAGAAGACACGAUGGAUGCAUCAGACUUUCUCAAAGAAGCUGCGGUUAUGAAGAAAGUGAAGCACAAGAACCUGGUUCAGCUAUUGGGCGUCUGUACGCUUGAACCUCCAUUUUUUAUUAUCACAGAGUACAUGCUAAACGGCAAUCUCUUGGAUUACUUGCGAGGAGAAGUUGGUAGGGAAUUAGACGCCGUUACUCUUAUGUAUGUGGCAACACAAGUUGCCAGUGCUAUGGCUUAUCUCGAACAGAAGAAUUACAUACACAGAGAUCUGGCUGCCAGGAAUUGUUUAGUCGGAGACAACAACUUGGUCAAAGUGGCCGACUUUGGAUUGUCGCGCCUAUUGAAGGAAGACAUCUACACCGCCAGCCAGGGAGCCAAGUUCCCAAUAAAGUGGACAGCACCUGAAGCUCUUGCAUAUAAUUCUUUCUCGACAAAGUCUGACGUUUGGUCAUUUGGUGUGCUCCUGUGGGAAAUUGCAACGUACGGCAUGACACCCUAUCCAGGAAUGGAGCUUAGUGCUGUGUAUACUUCUCUGGAUUCAGGCGAGCGCAUGAUGCAGCCUGAAGGUUGUCCUGAUGAAAUUUAUCAGCUUAUGCAAGGAUGUUGGCAAUGGGACGUUGAAGACCGUCCUACAUUUUCUGAAAUUCAUAAGGAGUUGAACAGCAUGUUCCAUGACUCGGGAGGCGUCACUCAUGCUGUCAAAAAGGCUUUGAAGGAUAAAAAGAAAGAUUCAAAAGGGGACAGUCGCAGUGACAGCCCAUCGUCUGUUAACAAUCCAGCGUCACCAGGAAUUAAAUCUCACAAGUCUCGUAAGGAUCAUUCAUCUCAUAUAUCUACUUCAGCUCAUAGUUCGCUCGCUUCGUCGACUGGGCCACCUGCAUCUCCGAUAAGUUCAUUUAAGUCCGGCCUUGAUGACGCACUUAGUAAGAGAGCGUCACUUGGUAGUUCAACUUUGCCAUUGCGAUCUGUGCAUGAAGAAGGAUCGUUUUCUACGGUUCCCUCAAAACGGAAGAACUCGCACGAUGAACUGAAGUUUACUGGAUCGUUUCCAUUGCAGCCCAGUCCUCCAGUUCCAUUGAGACAACAGUCUACUGGCAGAGGUUUGUCUGAUCGUCCGAUGUGUCCCCUACCCCCAUCGCCUCCACCUACUGAUUAUAAUGAUGACUCAUCAUCUCCGCCUCCUUUGCCACCACCGAGAGAUUUCAUUGUACCCCAUAAUGAUGAGCCACCGCCACCGCCCAUACCAUCCGCUAAAAACAAGCCAAGAUUGCCUGAUUCUUUUGCAAGAAUGAGUGGACCUCCACCUUUGCCAUCUUUUGGCAGUAAGCCUCAGAUGAGACACUUAUCCAGUCAAGCACCACUGGGUGAGCAAGAAGAUCAGAGUGCUCUACCACCUGUACCAACCUCAAGCAAGCCUUACACUUUGGUAAAUGGUCCAGGUGAUUGGGGUCAGCAGAAGGGUCAUGAACCACCACCUCUUCCACCAGACAACAUUCGGCCUCAGUUGCGCAGUAUCGUACCUGACAAACCACUUCCAGCAAGGCCAUCUAAUGCACAGCCUGUUGAAAGAGAUGAUGAUGGGGGACCACCACCAUUGCCAACGUCGAGUAAGCCUCAUCUUGAUCGAGGGCAGCCUGCAUCAAACCAUGUGCAGAAACAUAGUUACCUCGAAUCGCCGCCUGUUCCAUCUGUGAGCACCAAACCUUCUUUACACGGUCCUCCAAUCAAGCCACUUCCACCACUUCCGGGUUCUGCAUCAACAGGUGCAUCCCUAUCUUCUAAACCAUUCAGCAGACAUCAUGAUGCAUCUCAGCAGCAUGUUGCUAAACCUCCAGUGCCACCAAUUUCAGCCAAGCCUGCUUUUCUUCCGAAACCGCCUUUGCCAUCUGCCAAACCGGCUGUUCUGACUAAGCCAAACAUGAAGCCUCCAGUUCAAACCAAACCUACGGUACAGAGCAAACCGUCUUGGCUUAGACGAGAGGCCAGUUCAUCAAAUUUGUUGUCACCGCUUAUACCAAUGAAAGAUAAGGUGACAACUAUGGCUAACAAAAUCAUGACUAGGCAAUCACAACUGGCAUCAAGGAAGUCAGAAAACUUGCAAGAGUGCUUUGAUGCAUUUUCGUCAUCAGUGAGUGCUCUUCUAGACAAGACUGAUGAUAUUACAGACAGCCAUGUGGUAGUUUUGUCGAAGCAGAUUCAGUCAAAAUUGAUGGAGUUUAGAAACUUGACAAGACGGACAGGAGGUUGUCCAUCUGAUGGUGAAAUGGUUGAUAUUUGUUCAGCUAUAGAGGCGAUCAUGAAUUUGGUCAAUGACUUGUUUAGGUGAGGCAUCUAGUUUGCACACAGUCGUUUACUAUACAGAUGCAAUUUAUAUAGUGUGAAUGUAUUACUCAUGGUACACAGGGUUAGUGCAUGACUUUAUUAAAUAUAUUUGAGUGCGCUAGAUACUCAUUAGACCUGGAUGCUGUUUAUUCGGGGUUUAGUUUGUUUAAUUCUAGUUUUAAUGUGAUGACAAAAUUGAAAGUGGAAUUUUCACGUGUUGGUGUAGUUGCA
This is a messenger RNA of Corticium candelabrum, 3507 nucleotides long. Its product is annotated as tyrosine-protein kinase ABL1-like. The transcript is spliced from 7 exons. Gene Ontology annotation, molecular function: ATP binding; protein tyrosine kinase activity; protein binding. Gene Ontology annotation, biological process: protein phosphorylation. Lineage: Eukaryota; Metazoa; Porifera; Homoscleromorpha; Homosclerophorida; Plakinidae. The record is from RefSeq and is a predicted model, not a curated record. Bases 89 to 3280 code for a protein of 1063 amino acids.